Psylliodes chrysocephalus is the source of this 465-nucleotide messenger RNA. The record is from the annotation of a GenBank genome assembly. NCBI's taxonomy places the organism in Eukaryota, Metazoa, Arthropoda, Insecta, Coleoptera, Chrysomelidae.
AUGGAUCCUAUGGCAAGAAGAUCAAAAGAUAUGGAAGAAAACCCAAUGCUUAAUAGAAAAACUCUCUCUGAGGUAAUGUUGGAAUGCAGCUCAACAAAAUUUGAAGAUAGAUGUCAUCAUAUUUUAACUCAUAUAAUGGAGUUAACCCAGUGCCACGAAGAAAUGUUGCAUGUUAUUAAACUUAAGCUUUCAUAUUUUAAUUCGGACUUUAAAGUCAAGUUUAAGUCUGCACAAUUCAAAAAGGAAAGAUUUUUUGCACAAAAUAAGAAAUGGCUAGAUACUGAUGUUAUGUUUCCUGUAUUUAACAAACUAACUAGAACGGUAUUGGGAGGUCGCCCUUCCUUAUAUUUUACAAGAAGUAGUAAACGUUCAAAAAGAAGAAAGACCAAGAAAGUUCAAGCUCAACUAAGUUCUGAUGAACUUGUGAAUGUGGCCCAAAUGAAUCUACGAUCUAAAGGAAAAUAG